Messenger RNA from Mustela erminea (ermine), 457 nucleotides. Its product is annotated as keratin-associated protein 19-7-like. The transcript has a single exon. The coding region runs from base 31 to 234 and encodes 67 amino acids. NCBI's taxonomy places the organism in Eukaryota, Metazoa, Chordata, Mammalia, Carnivora, Mustelidae. The record is from RefSeq and is a predicted model, not a curated record.
CAACAAACCAAACUCAUCACCCCUGACACCAUGAGCUACUACAGCAACUGCUAUGGAGGCCUGGGCUACGGCUAUGGAGGUUUUGGUGGCCUGGGCUGUGGCUGUGGCUGGGGAUGUGGCACCUUCCACAGACGGGGUUGUGGCUGGGGCUGCGGCUGGGGCUGCAGAGGCUACAGAUAUGGCUGGUGCCGCCCGUCUUGCUAUGGAAGUUAUGGAUUCUCUGGCUUCUACUAAAAUGCUGCUCCAGAAGCCCAACAUCUGAGGCCACAAAAGGAUUAUCCAAAUUUGACUACAAUAACCAAACCAAACAAGAUCAUCCAGAGUCAAGCCAAGAUCAAAAACAUUUGGUAUCUAAGACUUCAGGAAUAUUUAUCAUUUUAUAGUGGUCUCUUUCAUGUUUCCUGGUGUCCUUUAUUUCUGCUUUUGUAACUGUGGGAUUUCUCUAUUCCUUUUGCAA